Frankliniella occidentalis (western flower thrips) is the source of this 1623-nucleotide messenger RNA. RefSeq lists its product as uncharacterized. The coding region runs from base 125 to 1570 and encodes 481 amino acids. The record is from RefSeq and is a predicted model, not a curated record. NCBI's taxonomy places the organism in Eukaryota, Metazoa, Arthropoda, Insecta, Thysanoptera, Thripidae. The transcript is spliced from 3 exons.
CCGUUGAGUGAACUAAUAGAUAGGUGACACUGACAGCUGUCACCGCAAGCGACACAGGCACGCUGCCGUAGCGUGCACACAAUUUCAUUCGUUUUCGCGAAAUUUAUCGUGGUGGUGUAUAGUCAUGGAUCAUUCGUACACAAAGAAAACCGAAAAAAUUAAAAAGAAACGUGAAAGACAUAAUUGUUGUGUCCCUCAAUGCCCAGAGAAGUUAAAUCCGUCGAUAUCCCUGCACUAUGCACCAUCAGAUCCAGUGCGAAGGAAGAGAUGGGCUGAAGCCAUUAGAACGGCUAAAACAUUGACCACUAGCAUGCGUGUGUGCAGCAAACACUUUCGCGAAGAAGAUUUCCUCCCGACGGGCAAACGUUCGCUGAAGAAAACCGCCGUACCUUCGCUGAAUCUGCCUGUCCGCAGUCACGAGAACGUUAAGUCGUCUCCUCAAAAACGGAAGAGCGCCGCCAGGGCUGACAGGGCCAAGAAACGAGCUAUGUUUGCGUGUGGCGACCACCAAGAUGGACUGGAACGAGGAGAAUCUUUUGAUUCCACUGACGAUCAAACCUCCAGUGCAGAUGAAGAUGAAGAGCCCCAGGAUGGAUAUAUCGAUGUGCCAGAAGUGCAUGAAGAAGACAUCGAAAAAUUUAAGUCUACUGGGGUACAAGUAGGUACAUAUGUGCCCACCGAAGCAUUUGUGAGUAGCCUGACAAGUAGUGAUGAAAAAUUAUUUUCUACAACUGGGUUGCCAUCAGUGGAGUUCCUUGAUACUGUUGUCAUAUAUUUUGAUAAAAUUGCUCCUGAAAAUCCUAGAAAGCCAUUCCAUUUAUCAUCAAGAGACCGUAUUUUGCUGUGUAUGAUGAAAAUUAAGUUGGCUUUGCAUUUUUCUACGUUAGGUGUAUUUUUUGAGAAAAGCGUCCAAAAUGUUUGCAAUUAUUUUUAUGACACUGUCAAAGUGUUGGCACAACUAUUUAAAUGUUUUGUCAAAUGGCAGUCUAAAGACAUAAUAUUAAAUAAUAUGCCAAAAUGUUUUUCUUACUUUACGAACACAAGAGUAGUGCUUGAUUGUUUUGAAUUGUAUGUUGAGAAACCCAAGUGUGUAAGGUGUAGAGUACGUCUGUAUUCGCAGUACAAGAAAAAUUAUACAGUUAAAGUUUUACUGGGUGUUUCCCCAGGAGGUGCAAUAACCAAAGUGAGCAAAGCUUACGGUGGAAGAGCAUCUGAUAAAUUCAUUACAUCUGAUUCAGGCUUGUAUGAAUUAUGUGAGUUUGGUGAUGCUAUUAUGGUUGAUAAAGGAUUUGCUAUAGAGGAUGAGUGUCAAAAGUAUUUACUCACCAUGAUUCGUCCCCCGUUUCUGAGGCAGAAAGGGAAAUUUACUAGAGCAGAAGCAGUGCAGUGUGCUAAAAUUGCAAGAGCAAGAGUGCAUGUAGAGAGGGUUAUUCAAAGAAUUAGGGAAUACUCUAUGCUUAAAAAUAAGCUUCAGUGGAGACUGACACCAUAUAUUGAUGAUGUUCUCAUGAUUGUGUGUGCCUUAGUGAAUCUUAGUCCCCCAGUUUUAGCUGAUGACAAAUUUCUGUAAUUGUCAAAAGAUAAAAAGGUAAAAUAAAUUUUUACAAUUUUUUUCUACUUUUA